This is a messenger RNA of Neurospora tetraspora, 678 nucleotides long. RefSeq names its product mitochondrial peroxiredoxin PRX1. NCBI's taxonomy places the organism in Eukaryota, Fungi, Ascomycota, Sordariomycetes, Sordariales, Sordariaceae. Gene Ontology annotation, cellular component: mitochondrion; cytosol. The transcript is spliced from 3 exons. Gene Ontology annotation, biological process: cell redox homeostasis; cellular response to oxidative stress; cellular oxidant detoxification. Bases 1 to 678 code for a protein of 225 amino acids. The record is from RefSeq and is a predicted model, not a curated record. Gene Ontology annotation, molecular function: peroxiredoxin activity.
AUGGCCUCCCCCGCCCCCAACGCUCCCCUCCGCCUGGGCACCAUUGCCCCCAACUUCCAGGCUGACACCACCACGGGUCCCAUUGACUUCCACGAGUUCAUUGGCGACAACUGGGUCAUCCUCUUCUCCCACCCCGAGGACUACACCCCCGUCUGCACCACCGAGCUCGGCGAGAUGGCCCGCCUUGAGCCCGAGUUCAAGAAGCGCGGCGUCAAGCUGAUCGGUCUCUCGGCCAACACUCUCGGCAGCCACGAGGGCUGGAUCAGCGACAUCAAGGAUGUCACCGGCUCCCAGGUCGAGUUCCCCAUCAUUGCCGACAAGGAGCGCAAGGUUGCCUACCUCUACGACAUGAUCGACUACCAGGACACCACCAACGUCGACGAGAAGGGCAUCGCCUUCACCAUCCGCUCCGUCUUCGUCAUCGACCCCAAGAAGACCAUCCGCACCAUCCUCGCGUACCCCGCCUCCACCGGCCGCAACUCCGCCGAGAUCCUCCGCAUCGUCGACUCCCUCCAGACCGGCGACAAGCACAAGGUCACCACCCCCAUCAACUGGGUCCCCGGUGAUGACGUUAUCGUCCACCCCUCCAUCAAGGGCGAGGAGGCCACCCGCAUGUUCCCCAACCUCAAGGCUGUCAAGCCUUACCUCCGCUUCACUCCCCUUCCCAAGGACGCUUAA